Messenger RNA from Pyrus x bretschneideri (Chinese white pear), 2257 nucleotides. RefSeq names its product probable WRKY transcription factor 19. The transcript has 2 exons. Gene Ontology annotation, molecular function: protein binding. The coding region runs from base 198 to 1514 and encodes 438 amino acids. The record is from RefSeq and is a predicted model, not a curated record. Lineage: Eukaryota; Viridiplantae; Streptophyta; Magnoliopsida; Rosales; Rosaceae.
AAAAAAAAUUGCAAACUUUAGAUGAUAACAGAACAAAGUAAAACUAAUUUAUAAGAAAGAAGUUAGAUUGUUAAAAGAUGAAGUUGAUUGAAUUUUUAUUGUGUUAGGAAGUCUUUGGAAUAUGAACCAAAUAUCUUGGAUAUUUAAUAGACUAUGACACUUCUACAUCGUUACCAUCAGAAAUACUCUUUUUCCAAAUGUUUAUGUUCACAUUCAAACUUUCUUCUUAUUGUCAGGAAACUCCAAAUGUUGAAGCCAUAGUCCUUAAUGGGUUUAACAUUGCAAAGCGACCAUUGAAAUGUGUAGACUUCAAAGUGAUGUCUAACCUUAUAUUGCUAAUUGUCAGUUGUGGCUCCACAUUCAACGCUUCUCUAGACCUUCCCGAUUCUCUUCGUUAUCUUAAGUGGUGGGGAUAUCCACUGGAAUCUUUGCCGUCAAAUUUUUCUCCGGAAAAUCUAGUUGAGCUUCAUAUGCCAUAUAGCAGAGUUAAGGAGCUUUGGAAAGAAGCGCAGAUACUUGUCAACUUGCAAGUUAUCGAUCUGUCGUACUCUAACUGUCUAACUGAAGUUCCAAAUCUCUCUAGGAGUCUAAAACUUGUGGAGAUAAAUCUCUGGGGCUGUAAAAGUUUGGUUGAAAUUCCUUCGUAUUUUCAACAUCUUGACAAGCUUAUUCAUCUUGAUCUGGGGGUCUGCACGAGUCUCAAGUAUCUUCCAAAGAUGCCAGGAAGUAUUCGAUACUUAGAUUUACGAGUCACUGGUAUAAAGGAGUUGCCUGAAUCAGUUUGGUCUAACGAAAAUAUUUCUUACUUGAAUAUAAGUGAUUGCAGAGACCUUGAGAAACUUCCAAGCAACAGUUGUAAGCUGAAAGCCUCUAAUGUUUUUGGUAUUGCGAGCUGCACAUCUCUUGGCGAGUUUUCUGAGCUUCACCGGGAUAUAACUAAAUUAUCAUGGGUUGGUUGCAAGAGACUUGUGAGUCUACCGAACUACAUUUGUAAGUUGAAAUAUCUCGAGGAACUCGAUCUCUGUUGGUGCUCUAAACUUGAAAACUUCCCGGAGAUCUUGGAGCCAAUGGAACAUUUGAAGUUCUUAAAUUUAAGUGGAACAGCGGUUAAAGAGCUACCAUCAUCAAUCGAGUUUUUCCCUGGUCUCAAAAUAAUUCAACUAAAAGGUUGCUAUAGGCUGUCAAGUAUCCCAAAGAGCAUUUGUAAGUUGAAAUAUCUCGAGGAACUCGAUCUCUGUUGGUGCUUUAAACUUGAAAACUUCCCGGAGAUCUUGGAGCCAAUGGAACAUUUGAAGUUCUUAAAUUUAAGUGGAACAGCGGUUAAAGAGCUAUACACAUCAUCAAUUGAAUUUCUCCCCGCUCUCGAAAAUAUUGAGCUAGAAGGUUGCAAUAAGCUUUCAUGUAUCUCAAAAAGCAUGUUGAAAUAUGUUAAAAGACCUGAUGAGUAUGAAACAAGUGAAAGUGAUGAUCAUGGGUUUGAAGCCAGUGAAAUUGAAGAUUAUGCGGACUUAUAAUCCAACAUUCUUAAGCAUCGUUAUCCAACAUUCUCAAGGUGGUGAACAAGUUCCUCGAUAUGCAAUCCUUGACCUCUGUUGAACAAGUCUGCUGGUAAUCGCAAUUUCCUUCAAUUAAGUUAACGUCUUAGGUUUUCCUUGUUUUAAACUGCAUUUUAAUUAGCAAUUGUGUCUGAUGCUAAAACUAUUUCAAUCGUUGGAUUGUCAUUUACAUUUAUACUUUGAUUUUUCAUCACUGGCACCCUUUUUCGGCGUUUCUUUUUUCAAAACAUAAUCUUUUUCGUGGAAUGAAAAAGAUGGAUGGUUUGGAUCGUUGAUAUCACCUUUGAAAAAUUAAGAUUUGUGCAAAUAUUGCUUGAAAUUCUAUAAUAUCUAGAGAGUUUAUAAACAUCGAGCAAUAUUCAUACUAACCUUAAAAAUCAAAAUGUAAUAUUAAUGAUCCAAACCGUUCAUCUUUUUCAAUUUACUAUGAGAUCAUGUUUUCGAAAAAGAAAUUCCAAAAAAUGGUUCCCGAUGAUGAAAAAUUAAAGGGUAAACGUAAACGACAAUUGGAUGGUUAGAGUUUGUCACUAAGGUUUAUGGACUAUUGUGUCGAGGUUUGGAGUUAAUUCCUUUGUAAAAAUUGUAGGCCAUGUCAUUACGAGCGUUUCUAUAUUUUUUUUGUAUUUUUUUUCACACUUGUAAAUUAAUUAUUACUAUUUUUUAAAUUGUUUUGAAGUCAUAGGAAAAACACUAUUCACAAU